Messenger RNA from Eutrema salsugineum, 1509 nucleotides. RefSeq names its product 3-hydroxyisobutyryl-CoA hydrolase-like protein 5. Gene Ontology annotation, biological process: L-valine catabolic process. The transcript is spliced from 16 exons. The record is from RefSeq and is a predicted model, not a curated record. Lineage: Eukaryota; Viridiplantae; Streptophyta; Magnoliopsida; Brassicales; Brassicaceae. The coding region runs from base 180 to 1340 and encodes 386 amino acids. Gene Ontology annotation, molecular function: 3-hydroxyisobutyryl-CoA hydrolase activity.
AAACCCUCCUUUUGAUGAUUAGCUUCACCUGCCAUUUUUCCAAUGUCCGAACAUAUAUUCAGAAGAGAUUAGAGUAUAUUUAGUUUCUCAUAUUUUGAGCUCCAUUCCUCACCAAACCCCUUUUGCUUCUCCUCUCUCAAGAUAAAGUAAGUAUUUGUUGCCGUUUGAGAAAGCUAGAGAUGGCUCAAGAAGGUCGAAACAUCGAUGAUCCGGUUGUUAUUGGAGAGGAAAAAGGUUUUGUGAAAUUGACUACACUAAACCGUCCUCGUCAGUUAAAUGUGAUCUCUUCGGAAGUGGUCCUCAAGCUUGCAGAGUAUCUCGAAAUGUGGGAGAAGGAUGAUGAAACAAAGCUUAUAUUGAUCAAGGGUGCAGGAAGAGCUUUCUCUGCCGGUGGUGAUCUAAAGAUGUUCUAUGACGGCCGGGAAUCAAAGGAUUCUUGCCUUGAGGUUGUUUACCGGAUGUACUGGCUUUGCUAUCAUAUCCACACAUACAAGAAGACUCAGGUUUCUCUUGUUAAUGGAAUAUCGAUGGGUGGAGGUGCAUCAUUGAUGGUUCCAAUGAAGUUCUCGGUUGUGACAGAGAAAACUGUUUUUGCAACUCCGGAAGCUAGUAUUGGGUUUCACACUGAUUGUGGGUUCUCCUACAUCCAUUCACGUCUUCCUGGUCAUUUAGGAGAAUUCUUGGCUUUAACUGGGGCAAGAUUGAACGGCAAAGAACUUGUAGCAAUUGGAAUGGCAACGCAUUUUGUACCUUCUGCUAAAUUGGCGGAUCUGGAGGCACGGCUUGUGAGUUUAGACUCUGGAGACAUGGAUGUAGUCCGCUGCACAAUUGAAGAGUUCUCCGAGAAAGUCAACCUGGACCAAGACAGCAUUCUUAACAAGCAGUCAGUAAUCAAUGAGUGUUUCUCAAAAGAAAGUGUGAAGCAGAUCAUACAAGCAUUUGAAGCUGAAGGGAGCAAAGAGGGAAAUGAUUGGAUAAAUCCAGUCAUCAAAGGUCUAAAGCGAUCGUCACCCACAGGGUUGAAGAUAACCCUUCGAUCGAUUCGUGAAGGUAGAAAACAAACACUGAGUGAUUGCCUCAAGAAGGAGUUUCGGAUCACCGUGAAUAUCUUGAGAAAGACCAUAUCGCCUGACGUGUAUGAGGGUAUUAGAGCUCUGACCAUAGACAAAGACAAUUCUCCAAAGUGGAAUCCAGCAACGUUAGAUGAGGUAGAUGAUGAGAAAAUCAACUUAGUGUUUAAGCCCUUGGAGGAUGAUAUUGAGCUCCAUGUCCCUGAAACAGAAGAAAACAGGUGGGGAGGGAAAUACGAGAAUUCAGGUUGUGCAUCAGUUCGAGGAUAGAAGAGUGCAGAACAGAGGAUAUGUUGUGUUCGUUUAAAUUGUUAAGACUUUAUCCAAAAAUUCUAAACUCCACGUUACAUGUUGGGGUAUUACAUAAUGUGUUGCUUCAGGUACACACUCCAUGCAGCGAUAAUUAAAUAAGGUUUUAUGUCUCAGUUUCAGUUUUUCA